Messenger RNA from Zerene cesonia (dogface butterfly), 1785 nucleotides. RefSeq lists its product as uncharacterized. The coding region runs from base 144 to 1745 and encodes 533 amino acids. NCBI's taxonomy places the organism in Eukaryota, Metazoa, Arthropoda, Insecta, Lepidoptera, Pieridae. The record is from RefSeq and is a predicted model, not a curated record. The transcript is spliced from 2 exons.
AAAAUAAAAGCGCUCUUUAAAUUUUCAAUAAGUUUGCAAUAAUAAAUUUAAAGAAAGGUAAGGGGGAGAUUAGCGAUAUUGUUCGAAAUACCUCUUAUAUAACCACCAUAACCUGAUUUAUAUUUUACAGACAAGCAAUUUUAAUGGAGCAUAAUCCUCAAACGAAUCGAGAUGAACAAUAUCCGUUGCUUAAAGUAGAAAAUGUCGAUGGCGGCGGGGACAAUAAGCCCCGUACACAAGCAGUUCCAACUAUUGUGACUACGGGGUGGAAUGUUACUUGUACCCCAAAACAGUCUUGGUUUGACAGAUGGCCAGAGUUCAUGUCUGCCUGCUGGAUGGCUCUUAUAUUAUUUGCGAUAUCGUUUCUCGUAUUUUAUGCUUUAGGGAUGAGUGCCUAUCGACGCCAACCAGUUGUCGUUUUCAAGUGCAACAAUUCGAAGCCAGCUAGUGAUGUAUAUUUUCAUUGCAUUAUACCAAGAUCUCAGAGUAUCCUACCGAGGUUCUCGCAAUAUCUUUCAUCCAUAGCCAUGCAUUAUCCUAAUCUGCGUUUCAAUGUUUAUUUUCUCAUUGACGAUUCGUUAUCUGCAACGUUGCAAAGUAGUAAUCGUACAAGAUUCUUCAAGCAACUUGUGCCUGCAUUUCCAAGAACACUUAACAUGAUAUUAGAACAAAGUACCAAACGAGAGAUUCAGGAUUUUCAAAGAAGAUAUCAAAACGUAAAUAUAACUAUAAUGAAUCUCAGUAAAUAUAUGACAAAAACCCCACUUCGAUACAUAUGGAGAACGAUACCUUUGACAUAUUUACCAUUUUAUGCGCGAAUUUAUUCUAUAUGGCAAAAUGGAGGUAUCGCUUUUGAUUUACCUACUUUUAAUCAUAUUUAUAACAAUCACCAAAGCAUUAAUCCAAAGAUUAAAGCGAUUUUAAAACAACACAAUGACGGUAUAGAAACAGACAAAUACAUAAGUAUAUUAAACUCAAUGGACGUGGAAGAUGAAAGCAAAAUGUUUUCUUCGAUCAUAAAUUUGAUUAACCGUGUACUCAAUCAAACAAGUUUAUUUUUUGAUACAGAUAUUACACCGGAAGUUAAGCUCGUAGACUAUACACCAUUUAUAAGAACUCAUAGAAAUAAACGAAAUGCAGAGCAGGAGAAAAUACAAAAUGUUAGCUCUAAUAUCAAUAAAAGUGACAUCAACGGAAGCAAUAUUACCGAAAUUUCGAUAACAUUGUUGAAAAAUAUAACAAAUCAAAUGAAUAUCAGCAGUUCAAACAAUACUGAGGAAACAAAUCGUUUGACAAAUCCUUCAUUGCCAAAAGUAAAAACAUUGACGAAAUCAACAGAUGAACUUCCAACCGCCCCAAAAUCUGAGGCGUCCGUUGAGUUUCCGGAAAUGUCGAUAUUUUAUUAUUUUACUGUAUUUGAUGACAUUGACCCUCCUUAUCCGUUGCCUUUCGCGCCCAUAAAAGGCGAAGUCAAUCAAAAUGACCUCCCAAUGAAAAUUACCGAGUUCAAAAAGCUAACGAAACAGAGUAAGCUAAUGACGAAUCAUCUUUCUAUCAGUUCUGACGGCUUAUUUGUUGCAGCACCACUGCGAUAUCAUCCAUUCUUAGCUCAGUUGCUUUCCACUGGGUGUAAAAGAGUAAACCCUAAGAUUGCCAUUGAUGAUACUCUUAUGAAUCAAUGUUCUGUCUUUAUAAGAGAUGACGUGUACUGUGAUAAUAUUCAUAUUAUGAAUAGCAUUUUCUAAAUAGCCUAUGCCUCCUAUUUUCCGAAAAAUGUUUACUUUA